This is a messenger RNA of Papaver somniferum (opium poppy), 1735 nucleotides long. RefSeq names its product 2-alkenal reductase (NADP(+)-dependent)-like. Lineage: Eukaryota; Viridiplantae; Streptophyta; Magnoliopsida; Ranunculales; Papaveraceae. Gene Ontology annotation, molecular function: 2-alkenal reductase [NAD(P)H] activity. Bases 1 to 1458 code for a protein of 485 amino acids. The transcript has 8 exons. The record is from RefSeq and is a predicted model, not a curated record.
AUGGACAUUUUUGGUAAUCAUGUUGUGCAUUGUGCGAAUGAAGUUGGACUAAAGUUUCGACAUGAUUUGGUGCGUGAUACGAUUGUUGACAUGUGUUAUCGAGCUGGGGUACUGGCAGGUAAGGAGGUGGAUUUGGGUCUCCUUGCUAAUAAUGACACUUCUCUGAGACCAGCGGAUAUUCUGGUACUUAGUUGGGAUAAUGGUCGAGAUGUUUGCUUGGAUGUGACUAUUGUCUUGCCCUUUGCUGGAGUUAAUAGUCGCAAUUUGGAGUUGGGACAGGCCAUCAAGGAUGCUGUUAUUCGUAAGAAUACCAAGUAUCUAGAAAAGUGCACCUCCCAAGGUUAUGGUUUUCAAGCCUUAGCUUUUACUAUUCUUGGUGAGCUUGAGGUCGAAACCAUGGACUUCAUUAAACGUCUUCGCAAUUACAUGGCUAGCCAUGAUGCUAAUGUGCAUAUGGGAGAGUUCCUCUUCCAUAGGUUAAGUGUGGUAGUACGGAAAGGGGUUGGAGCCCAGCUUGUGACUAGGCUCCCAACAAGCUUCUUGUCUGAUAUGCCUCCUAAGAAAGCAGCGAAUGCUAAAGUUAAAUUAAAACCCCAAACCAGUUAUCUUCCUGAAUUUGUUCCUGGUUCGCCAAUCACCGGGUUUGCCGUUUCCGAAGUGCUAGAUUCAGGGAACCCGAACUUCAAGAAAGGUGAUUAUGUGUGGGGGUUUUCUGGAUGGGAGCAGUACAGUCUCAUCGAUAACCCUCAUCCUGCGUCCCUGAUAAAAAUCGACUACACUGAUGUGUCUCUUUCAUAUUAUACUGGAAUCCUUGGUAUGCCCGGUCUGACUGCUUAUGCUGGGUUUAAUAAGCUUGCUUCUCCUAAAAAAGGAGAAUCCAUAUAUGUAUCGGCUGCAUCUGGUGCCGUUGGCCAGCUUGUUGGUCAAUUUGCGCAGUUGAUGGGUUGUUAUGUUGUUGGAAGUGCUGGAUCCAAAGAAAAGGUUGAUUUGUUGAAGAACAAGUUUGGAUUUGAUGAUGCUUUUAAUUAUAAAGAAGAGGCAGACUUGACUGCAACUUUAAAAAGGUAUUUCCCCAAGGGAAUCGACAUCUACUUCGAAAAUGUGGGUGGAAAGAUGCUCGAGGCUGUCCUCCAAAAUAUGGCUGUCCAUGGUAGAAUCACUGUGUGUGGAAUGAUUUCACAGUACAAUCUUGAGAAUUCCGAAGGGGUUCACAACUUAACACAGCUUGUCCUGAAACGUGUUCGGAUGGAAGGAUUGAACGUUUCAGAUCACUAUCACCUUUACCCAGAGUUCAUGGAACUGAUGAAGCAGUAUUUCAAAGAUGAAAAGUUAACUUAUGUUGAACAUAUGGUGGAAGGUCUUGAGAGUGCUCCUGCUGCGUUAAUUGGUCUUUUUACCGGCCAAAACAUCGGGAAACAGGGACGGAGCCAGAAAUAUUUUUCAGGGGAGGCUAAUUAGGCAAAACACAAAUUCAAGGGAGGCUAACUAACAAGUUUUUCUUCUAAAUAACAGAAAUUCCUAAGAGAAACAGGGGAGGCGGGGGCCACCCCUGAACUACACUAGCUCCGUCCCUGGUUGUCAUCUGUCUGUUAAAGUCAUUGCGUGAUACCAGUGAUCUGAGUUUGAAACUUGUCAGGACCAAAUUCUUUACCGAUUAAAAAGUCGGAGUGGUCCAGUUCUUGUUGUGUCUUGUAGGUUGCAUCUUGUUUCAAUAAACUUCUCAUCCUUUACCCCA